Bombyx mandarina (wild silkworm) is the source of this 3045-nucleotide messenger RNA. RefSeq lists its product as uncharacterized. Gene Ontology annotation, molecular function: peptidase inhibitor activity; protein binding. Lineage: Eukaryota; Metazoa; Arthropoda; Insecta; Lepidoptera; Bombycidae. The record is from RefSeq and is a predicted model, not a curated record.
GUUGACGGCACGGACUAUCAGUUGUGUCUUGACUCCGUUGGGAGGUGGACCUCUCGCGUGCUAAACAGUGUUGUGAUUGAGGAUUGAGUGAAAUGAGGUGUUUGAUUGCAAUCUGUUUUAUCGUUUUGGCGCGACACUGCGAAAGUGGAGCCCUAAAAUGCAGUCCUGGCACAGAAGGCCCGUGUGCAGCAGAGCAAGAAUCAAAAGACAAACCGAGUCAGAUAACAACAGAUGACGCGUCUGCCGUCCAAGAAAUGCAGUCGGAAGUGGAAUGCCUGGCGGGAACCGAGUGGGAGAGCAACUGCCACUUCUGCAGGUGCUCCGAUUCAGGAGUCGCCGAGUGCUUGAGGCAGGACAGCUGUGAUCAAAUUAUAUUUACUGAACCUGUGCGUUGUCAGCCAGGCACCUCCUUCCAGAGGGAUUGUAACACUUGCGUCUGCUUAGAUAACGGUCUGGGCCUGUGCUCCUUGGAUGCCUGUAGAAGAUCGUCAACUCCCAAGAAGUUUGAGCUGAUCCAGGGCAGAGAAUGCGCUCCGGGAUCGUCGUGGUCGAACCAGUGUAACAGUUGUAGGUGCAAUGCCGAUGGAUACGGCAUUUGUAGUGACGAAGCCUGCACUGAACACAUUAUCGCUCCCAAGAAGUCUGAGCUGAUCCAAGGCAGAGAUUGCGCUCCGGGAUCGACGUGGUCGAACCAGUGUAACAGUUGUAGGUGCAAUGCCGAUGGAUACGCCAUUUGUAGUGACGAAGCCUGUGCUGAACACAUUGACGAGCCUAAGAAAGACUGUGCGCCGAAGACUAUGUGGAAAAAUGAAUGCAACACGUGUUGGUGCACUUCGGACGGUAAACCCAUGUGCACUAAGAUGGGGUGCAUCAGUUAUAACAUCGAGAAUUCAAUUUAAAAUUCUCUAUCAUCGUGUGUACAUUCCUCGUUACUUCAGGAGUUAAGGUCGUCUCAAAACACGACCAAAGCAAUCGUUUGCGUCGCGAACCGAAUGUUCAUCAAGGACUGCAACACUUGCUGGUGUAACGAAGACGGUACUACCUUCUACUGCACCCGAAGAGUCUGUGUACCCAUGCUGCCGGAAGACGGUGACGAAGAUCCUGAGAACUUGAACCAGAAACCAGCGACGCCAAAGGAGUGCAAGCCGAAUGAAACAUUCCAAAUUGGUUGCAACAGAUGCCGAUGUAAUUCUGAGGGUACAUUGUAUUCUUGUACGAGGAUUGGUUGCUUGGAAGCCGAGGAAAAGAACCACACCCUGUCAAGGAAAGUUCGUGCAUCCCAACAGGAAACUGUCAAAACCUGCCAGCCCGGACAAGAAUUCCGGUUGGAUUGCAAUAAGUGUCUCUGCGAUAAGGAAGGCAAAGACUUCUCCUGCACUCGUAUGGAUUGCAACGCUCUCAACAGUAACCACAAUGCUGAGCCCUUCAACGGCGACAGAACUAAAAGAGAAGUAAGUCAGAAGCCAGCCACGUGCGUUCCCGGCUCCGUCUACAAUCAGGGCUGCAACGUAUGCCGCUGUACUGACGAGGGCCGACACGCCACUUGCACCUUGAUGCGAUGCCCCCAGGAGAAGGAGGAGACGCAUGCGCACGACCAGGAUCCAGGUUUUCGUUGCAACCCCGGCGAGCAGUUCACCCGCGACUGUAACGACUGCACUUGCUCGGCGGACGGAAAGAGCGUCUUCUGUACGCUACGUCUCUGCGACCAGGACAUCACGCCCCACAUAAACGCCGCAUAAGCCAAUACAUGAUAUUCGAAUAAUCGAUAAUCGAACUUAAAAUUUAACGAGAUUAAUAAAAGUUUUCCAUCUAUUUAUACGUUUGUUUUAAAUAUAACGCAAACUCGUUGUGUCUAUAUAGAAUUUGCUUUACGUACUAUGCCUGUAUUUUAGAGACGAUUUUUAUUUAUAAAGGCCUAUUAGUAGAUUUUGUAUAAUCUGUAGCUGUCGAAUACUCUAUAAAGGAAAUUUAAAAAAAAAACCUACUUCGUUUUAGCGUCGUUCGUUAUUUUGCAAAUGGCGUCGUUUCUUUCACAAAGUUGGUAGCCGUAUACGUAUUUUUGACUAUUACUUAAUUUAGUUUAGUGAAUUCAAAACUCAGUUUUCAAUAACGAAGACGUCUAUUUAAAUACUCAUUUUGUUUUCAUUUUAUUUAACACGAUGAAGGAUUUUCUUUGUUCAAAAACGAAUGUAUAAUUGUAUAGCAAUACAUCUUCGCUUUUCGGCGGGAAAAGAUCUUUCUGUCUAAAUAAAAUGAAAAUGUUGCCUUUAUAUUAUUAGUUUUAACGGUAGCGGUUCACAUAUUUUUCAAUUUAACGCGUAAGUUUUAUUAUUGCCAUACUCAUUUCAUCAUUAAUGUUUUUAAAAAUUUCGUUUAUAAAUUGAAGUUUUGAAUAUUUAGUUCUUCAUCGGCCAUUUUUGUUUUAACUAAAUCGUUUUAGUAUUUUGUUAAUGGUACUUACAUUUUAUGUUGUAUUUGAAAUUUAAUCAGUUUUAGAAUUUAAUGGCGGAGAUUUUCAUUGGCGAAGCUUAGAUCGAGAUUAUUUUAUUUUUAUUUAAAAACUUACAGUCCUCCACUGGCCUACCUAGUUUAGUUCAAUUAAUGAUAUUUCUUCAAAUCAGAACAAGUCUAAUCUUAAUUAUAUAAAGCUCAUUUUAAAUACACCAGUUGCUUUCCGCUCAAGGCAGAAAUGUUUGCUUGGCUGUACGAUUUGGUUGUUUUGACAUUAAAAAAAAAGAUUAUUUUUUUUAAAUUCGGAAAUACACAUUUUUAUUUUGUUGGUACGUCUGAUGGUAUGUAGUAUGUUGGUACUCAUGAUUUUCGAAUAUUACUAAACGACUAGCAAUACAUAAUAAAUGUUUAACUUGAUAUUGAACUAAACUGUGUCUAGGUACGAUUUAAAAAAAAAUCUUGAAUAAUAAUAAAAUGCUUCGUCGGUUAAGAUGCUUAAUUUAGUUUAAGUGCCCUCGUGUAUUAGUUAAAAUACUUAAGAUCCGCUUAAGGUCCAUAUUUGUAAUGAUGAAAAUGUAAUAAAAAAUAAUUUUU